AUGGCCCAUCAUGGCACAGGACACGCUCGGUUCAACAGAGUAAUGCGGAAGAAAUAUCAAUUGGAUUCUGCAUACUUUAGCGAAACUGGGAAGGGUCCAGAAAACUCCGCGACGCCGACAAUUAUACCGCAACAGACGGUUGGAAAUGGCAUGGAGGGUGAGCUAACCCUGGACCUGGUGAUGCAGGCACAGGAUGUGCACGACAGUCAGGGAUUGCCCCUCGAGAAGCGCCAGCAAUCAGACACAGCCACGGGAGAUCAGGCUACGGUGUCUGCGACUAUCAUCAACGUGGUCGACAGCAAUUCGCAGACUAGCACCGGCACUUCGGCAACUGCACCGACAACGAUAUCUGAAGAGUCGACUGUUCCCGUGACUUCAGGCUCGUCAACAGACACUGACUCAUUGCUCCUGUCGCUUUCUGCCACUGUUUCGGUAGAUCUAUCCCUGACUGCUUCGCCUGCGUAUUCUUCUCCGACCGCAGACACACCGGCAGUAACAAGUACACCUGAACCGUCCUCAUCCGCCCCACCGUCAUCGGCGCCCGCCGCUUCGAAGACGUCUACUCCGCUAUUCGGCUCUACUGCAACCGCUCUUCCUUCUUCUGCACACCCCCAGCCAUCAAGCGCAUUGUCUAGCUCCAGUCCAAGUAGUACACAAAACGCUAGCCAGGUUACUGGCUCAAGCUCUGCUUGGGUGUUCGGAUCCGGUUCACAAUCUACGACUUCCUACGUGACUCAGACGAACUCCGCCACGACAUCUACCUUCUCAUCGGAUUCUACUUCCACCACUUCGCUUUACGGAGCUUGGGGUACGGCCUCGAAUGGAGGGGGCGGAGGAUCAGGGGCAACUGCCACCGGACAAGGUGUCUCGCCUUCAUCCUCUUCGGGCAGCUCCAGCUCCAACUCCAGCUCGGGCUCGGGCUCGGGCUCCCUGAGCAGCCAAACUAAAGGCAAGAUAGCCGGUGGUGUGGUUGGUGGCGUGGCUGCUGCUAUGUUCGUGUUCGUAAUUGUUGUCUGGCUGCUCCGCCGCCGCAAGAAGAACAUCCUGCCCCCAUCUGGGGACGCUCUCCCCGAGCCUGACACGACCGGGACAGCUGAAGGCUCUCUCCCACGCUCGGCGGAGAUGACAUCGCGGCGGUCUAGCGACGACCCCUUGUUUACUGCGUCAUACUUUGCGCCAGCUUUUAUGAAACGAUGGCGCCAGUCGCACAUGACGACGCGCACCGACAGUACACUAAGCUCUGAGCCUAGCGAGCGUGGGUUCCAAAAGAUCUCCGGCCGUAAAAUUCCUUCAGUGCUGCAGUCAGGAGGGGACGGCUACGGCGGAGGAUAUGAACCGGGAUCCCCUACUGCGUCUGAGCCGAGCACGCUUUUUUCUCCGAGCUCACCAGUUCAGCCACGGUCACCGCCAACACAACCGCCCGUGGCGACACCGUAUGGCAUGCCGUUGGAUACCAGCUAUACUCGAGAAGCGGCGGAGGUGGGAGGUGUAGUGGUGUUUCGACCAUCUCCAGCCCGCACACCAGUUACCGGGUCCGCCAACGCCAGUCUGUCCAAUGAGCCAACCGGGCCACGGGUCGUUUCGCAAGUCGGAGCUCUCUCCCCGACAAUGCCCAAGCGGCCUGAUGCGCUCGGACGAAGUCACCCGAGCUUCGAUGGCAGUCGGGGCAGUCGGUUUACGGAGAGUAUAUGA
Molecule: messenger RNA, 1692 nt
Organism: Aspergillus luchuensis
Lineage: Eukaryota; Fungi; Ascomycota; Eurotiomycetes; Eurotiales; Aspergillaceae
Exons: 1
Coding region: 1-1692 (563 amino acids)
Source: RefSeq, a predicted model, not a curated record